Molecule: messenger RNA, 1676 nt
Organism: Zingiber officinale
Lineage: Eukaryota; Viridiplantae; Streptophyta; Magnoliopsida; Zingiberales; Zingiberaceae
Product: trihelix transcription factor ASIL2-like
Exons: 2
Coding region: 378-1220 (280 amino acids)
Cellular component (GO): nucleus
Molecular function (GO): transcription cis-regulatory region binding
Source: RefSeq, a predicted model, not a curated record
CCGCGCGCAGGAACCCCGUUACGAACGAAAAAAAGAAGCCCGCGAUAACAGCGGAUUCGAACGACUCGCGCUACGACGUCGUCGACGAUGUUGACCCGGUCUCCCCCGUCCCCUCCCGAAUCGUUUCCCAUGACCAACGGCGAUGAUGGUCCGUCCCCGUGGACCCACCCUAUCAUCCACCACAGGCGCCAGCGUGCCCCGCUCGCCGUCCCGCCGCACGUGACUCUCACGCGCAGCCGGCGCCUUCGCCGUCUCCCCUCUUUUACCUGCCCCCUCUUUCUCUUUCUUUCCCCCAUCCAACCCUAACGCCGACGACGAACAAAGAACGUGAGAGAGAGAGAGAGAGGGAGAGGAUAAGGGGAUAAGGGUUUGGGAAGAUGGAUUCGACGACGAAGCCACCGAAUCCGGCGCUGCCUUACCGGGAGGAUUGCUGGAGCGAAGGCGAGACGUCGGUGCUGGUCGACGCCUGGGGCGAUCGCUACAUCGAGCUCAAUCGCGGGAACCUGCGCCAGAAACACUGGCAGGAGGUCGCCGACGCCGUGAACUCCCGCUCAGGCGCUGGACGCCGCCCGGCCCGCACCGACGUCCAGUGCAAGAACCGGAUCGACACCCUGAAGAAGAAGUACAAGGUCGAGAAGGCCCGGAUCUCCGCCGGCGCCGAAAGCCAGUGGCCAUUCUUCGUCCGCCUCGACGUCCUCAUUGGGUCCUCCCCGCCCCCAAAGAAGCCUCCUUCCUCGCCGCCGCUCGCCCUUCCGCUCCCCUUCCACCGCAAGGGCUCCCUGUUGCCUGCUGCCACCGCCGUGCGCUCGGCGGAACCAAAGGGGAAGCGGUCGGCCGCCACGGCGUUAUCCGUGGACAAUCCGAUCUUGAGGCGAGCGGCCGCAGCUGCCGAGGCUGCGGCAGAGGACAUCAAAGAUGAGGACGAGGUGGGAUCUGAUUCGCCGUCAAGAUCGUCCUCAAGAUCGGCAAAAGAUUGGAAGAAGCCGAAGGAAGGAGAAGGAAACGGGAUUCGAGAGUUAGCCAGGGCGAUCACGAGGUUUGCUGAGAUCUACGAGAGGGUGGAAGGGGCAAAACAGAGGCAGAUGAUGGAACUAGAGAAGCAACGAAUGGAGUUCACGAAGACGCUCGAAUUCCAGAAGAUGCAGCUCAUUGUGGACACACAAGUACAAAUUGCCAAAAUCAAGCGCGCCAAAAGAUCAGGCACUGACGGCUAUUUGUAGUUGGAUAAAAAGAGGGAGGGCUUUCUCAACAGCAGUCACGGUUUGGCUUGUACAUCUAGAUCAUGCAUCUUAUCAAAUGCUCAUCAUCUAAAUUGUGAUAUCUAAGCUAUGCUAAGCUAAGAUCUACGAGUUCUCAGCAUCGUCAUUUAGUAGCUAUUCAAGUUGCUGUUCAGGCAAGUAAAAGAAGGUGAAUUUGUUCAAAGUUGCCUUUCUUUUGCUUAAGAAUUGAUUUGGUUAAACUCUGUAUGGCUGAAGCAUCUAUUUAAUGUGUGACCAGUAAUUUUACAGUCUAACAAUCUUUGAUCCUGUUAUUAGGCCAGAGACUCGAAAUCCAAGAAUCUUUGUUUUUUUUUUUCUUUCUUUCUAUGUUUUAAGCAGGUAUUAGUUAUGAAAAAGAAAAUUCUGUAUUGUUAGGUUGUACGUUGAUUUUGAAUGAAAAUUAUGUCAAUUUCUGCA